GAGUUCCAUACGCACGUUGCGUUGUAACAACGCUUCUCGAACAAGAAAGUACUGAAAAACUUCAAUUUUUGGCCCAUUUAAGUGGUCAAAUUUGGAAGUUCGGCAGCCAAUAUGGCGGCGGCCAUGGCGCAUAAUCCUCAUCUUAUAGAUGAAAAACUACAAGAGAAAGCCCGAAAAUGGCAACAACUUCAAUCCAAACGUUACAGUGAAAAGCGUAAGUUUGGUUUUGUGGAGGCRCAGAAGGAAGACAUGCCCCCUGAGCAUGUCAGGAAGAUCAUACGUGACCARGGCGACAUGUCAAGUAGAAAAUAUCGGCAUGACAAGCGAGUGUAUCUUGGGUAAGUUGAAUAGCCAUGA
Molecule: messenger RNA, 357 nt
Organism: Exaiptasia diaphana
Lineage: Eukaryota; Metazoa; Cnidaria; Anthozoa; Actiniaria; Aiptasiidae
Product: pre-mRNA-processing-splicing factor 8
Exons: 3
Coding region: 112-342 (76 amino acids)
Biological process (GO): spliceosomal tri-snRNP complex assembly; mRNA splicing, via spliceosome
Cellular component (GO): catalytic step 2 spliceosome; U5 snRNP
Molecular function (GO): U2 snRNA binding; U5 snRNA binding; pre-mRNA intronic binding
Source: RefSeq, a predicted model, not a curated record